Durio zibethinus is the source of this 411-nucleotide messenger RNA. The record is from RefSeq and is a predicted model, not a curated record. NCBI's taxonomy places the organism in Eukaryota, Viridiplantae, Streptophyta, Magnoliopsida, Malvales, Malvaceae.
UAAGAAAUCUUUAAGCUUCUAACAAGAAAAAAACAACAAUGGGUUUUCAUUUUACCCGGGAAGUAACGGUUAAGGGCAAUGAGGCGUCAGGUUCUUCAGAUCCGAGUUGGAAAUGGGCGGUUGUUCAAUCAGACAGUGAAAGUCUUAACUGUUUUAUUCACUAAAACUAGUACGGGCAAAAAUGAAAAAGUGGGCCGCAACAUGGGGUGGCGUUGGAGCCUAGUCGGUUUUGCAGGAAAUAAAAGUUUGGGUUCUUUGCUGUCGUGCUUUUUCUGCAAUGAUGAUGGCAUUCACGCUCUAAUAGUUGGUUUCCAGGCCACCUUCACCAGGUUGGGUCAUGCUCAUGCAGCUCUACUUCUUGGAACCGUUAUCCCAUGUGGUCCCCUAUAUCUUGCACUUGCAAAUUACUAA